AACCCGGAAAGACAAAGAUCGGGAGACAAAACUAAGAAAUAGUUUCACACUUUCAAGUUCAAGCCGAGGAAGAGGUACUCUCAAAAGAACAUCGGUGAAACUUCAGUUGGCAUUCCAUUUUCUUCCAAGAGAGAAAACACCGAACAAGCCAUGCAACAGGGUACUGGAGGAUCUGAGACGGAGGUUACUUGGGAAGAUCAACAGAACAUUAACAAAUUUGGAAGAUUAAACAAUCGAUUUCAUGAGCUUGAAGAUGAAAUCAAGAUUGCCAAGGAAACAAAUGAUAACCUGGAGGAUGCAAGUAACGAGUUGAUUCUAACUGAUGAGGAAGUAGUACGGUUCCAAAUAGGUGAAGUCUUCGCUCAUGUGCCCAAGGAAGAAGUGGAGACCAGGAUAGAAGAGAUGAAGGAGGUGACUAGCAAGAACCUGGAAAAACUCGAGGAGGAGAAAGAAUCAGUGCUGGCACAAAUGGCUGAGUUGAAGAAGAUUUUGUAUGGGAAGUUUAAGGAUUCCAUCAAUCUAGAAGAGGAUUAAUAGCGUUGGAUUGUUUUUUUCCUGUAGUUUGAUUUCUACUUCCUUUUGUUUGAUAUUACUUUCCUUUGUUGCCAGCCAGCAUGUUGUUCUUAGAGCUUUGCUCAUCUUUUAUGUCAAAUUUAGGGUUAAGUCAUCUUAAAUGUCGUCCUGCAUACCCUCCUUGACAUAAACCUCUGAGUAUAGGCAGAUCAAUGAAUGAAAUGAAUAUGAAGUUUGAACUGAUUCCUUCUGUCA
This is a messenger RNA of Theobroma cacao (cacao), 768 nucleotides long. It is a transcript of the gene AIP3, whose product is annotated as ABI3-interacting protein 3. Lineage: Eukaryota; Viridiplantae; Streptophyta; Magnoliopsida; Malvales; Malvaceae. Gene Ontology annotation, biological process: protein folding. The record is from RefSeq and is a predicted model, not a curated record. Gene Ontology annotation, cellular component: prefoldin complex; cytoplasm.